AUGUACGACAGGACUCACACUACUAUAACAUAUAAUUUUGGUAUACAAUCGUGUGAACCGUGUAAAGCGUUUUUUCGAAGAAAUGCUUUCAGAGAAAAUGACCAGACAUUUAGCUGUUAUUUUGAUAACAAAUGUGAAAUCGAUGUCAUAACGCGACGAUUCUGUCGUAAAUGCCGAUUAAUAAAGUGUUUUGCCGUCGGAAUGAAUAAAGCAUACAUGUUUUCUGGCGAACAAAGACGCAAACGAAAGGCUAUUGUUGAAGAAAAUCGGCGUAAAAGUAAAGUCAAUAAUGAGUUGAAUGCCAUUCACUCGUCCGACACAUCAUCGCAAACACAAUCGGAUUCAUCACUCAAUGAUACAAACAAUGUCUCAAUGAUUGUUGAAAAUGAUGUGAACACAGAUUCGGCGAACAAUUCACAAAAUAUAUUGGAUUUGAAUGACAUAGAGAUUGAAGAAUCAUUUGCUGAACAUUUUCCUAUGAUUCCUAUUCCUAAUCAAAUCAAUACAUACGACAAGAAUUUAAAUCACAUAGAAAUGAAUCGUUUGGAAGAACUGCUAACCGCUACCAAACAAAUAUGGGAACCGAUCAGCGAAAUAACAUCCGAGUCCGUGGAUUAUCCAGAUGUACGAUAUACGAUGCAUACUAAAUGGGAACGGGAUGUCAGCCGACUUACAUUGUUGUCCAAACAUUUAAGUUCAUUCACCGGUAUCUGCGAUGAGGACCGGAUGUUUCUCCUGAAGGCCGGUUACCGCGAGAUAUUACACAUGCGUUCACUCGUUGUCUAUAAUAAUGAUCGUCAACAUUGGGCUAUAGUUUUGGACUUAAAUAACACAACUGUCCUAAAGGUGACAACAUUGAAGAUGUUUGGCCAGGAUUUCUAUGAACUCUACAAAAACUUUUUCAAUAAAUAUGGUCGCGAAUGGGACUUUGACUCAAUUAUAUUAGACCUGUUGACAGUCAUCGCACUGUACACACCGGAUCGGCCCAAUAUUAUGCACAAACAUGCGGUUAAACUUCAACAGCAAAUCAUUGAAAUUAACCAAAAUGUGUAUGAAAUCAAUAAGAAUUUCUUCACUAAAUUCGGUGGUGAAUGGGAUUUCGAUUCAAUCAUUGUAGACCUGCUGACUGCCGUGGCAUUGUUCACACCGGAUCAGCCCAAUAUUAUACACAAAAAUAUGGUUAAGCUUCAACAGCAAAUGUAUAUCCAUUUACUUCGACGAUAUUUAAGACUCAAAUAUAGCGAUACAGAAAUGAAUGCAAAGUUUGCGACACUAAUGAAAUGUUUGAGUGAA
This is a messenger RNA of Oppiella nova, 1293 nucleotides long. NCBI's taxonomy places the organism in Eukaryota, Metazoa, Arthropoda, Arachnida, Sarcoptiformes, Oppiidae. The record is from the annotation of a GenBank genome assembly.